AUGCUUCGCUCCAGUGACCGUCGGGAGGGUGUCGUUUUGGAGCGAGAGCCUCCCCCCUCGCCGCGGCAUGGGAGGGCAGUUGGAAACGGGAGUUCACAGCUGUACCAACCUCCGCGGGGACAUGGUGAAGAUAGGCCGCCGCCCAGUAUGGUCCCUAUUGGAAAACCGGGUCGGCCACUCAUGGAAGAUCGGUUUACCCAACCGCCCAUACGGCCCACCCGGCAUAUACGUUCCUCUGACCGAUAUGUCGCCGAUCCUGUUUCUGAACUGCAACAUAAAGCAUUCGCUGGGUUUGAUACUGGUCGGCCGCCUGCAUAUGAGCAGGAAAAGCAGCGAGGUACGGUGACAAGGAAUUUGCCUGGAAGACACGAAUACCGUGACGGAGCACCACCCCAGUUAAGCUCCCAGUUCUAUCCCCCUAGCUUCGCGCGAGAAACCGAAUCGGAUGACGAGGAGCGUCGCAGAUCAGAUUUGGAAGACCUAUUAGAUUUGAGGCUCCAGACUCACAAGUUGAGGCGCCACCUGAAGGAAGUGAAGAGCAAAGCCGAGGCUCUGCAGCACACGGUGCCGUACGAUGACCGGUCAUUUGACAGCUACAGACCGAAUACCCAGCCAGCUACCCAUCAGCGUACCGUAAAGGUCCGUACGAAAAGGAAGGAUGUAGCUCCCCCACCUAGCGACGCCACUGAGCCGUGGGUGGAAGCGGCUUCUCACCUAGUCUCAGGAAUAGGUUCCAUGGUGCUGGCAGUGUGUCAGCUGGUGAGCUGCACUGGCAAGAGUGCAUUGUCAACGUGCACUGCGCUAUCCCAGGGGGCAGACGCUAUUUACAACGCAACGGCCAUCAGACCCAGGGAACCAUUAUCGCAAAAUAGUGCCGGAAGGCGCAAAUCGCCGAUGUACAAUCGCCAACGUAAUCGUCAAAGGUCACGCCAACAUGGCGAAUACCAGGAGCGGCCGUUCGAAGGCAACCACCGCCAUACCGGGAGAGCCGAUGCACCUUCCUAUGGUAGACAAGGUCACGAUCACAGCGGCCGUUGGGAAUCGCCUUACGAACCUGAGGUGCCAAGGGAACCGCGCCGCUCUCGCGUGCCAAAUGCAGCGAUACGGCGAAUGUUGACUCCUUCUGACCCCGGUGACAACAGCGACUUGGAUAUCGAGUUCAGCGAGGGAGCGUCGUCUUACGGAUAUGCCUCCAUACGCUACUCUGAUAACAGUAACGCUUCGCAGUAUGCAACUGAAACGGAGAGCAGCGUGGUGCUGCGGGAAGAGAGUCCGGAGUACCAGCGGUGUUAUAGGGAAUACCCAGAUUUCGACGGUUCCACCUCGUCGUAUGACAACAUGAUCUGGAGGAACCCUUCACGGCCUUGGGCACGCCCUCCAGAAGUGUUCUACGGUGGUGGUGACGCGAUGGACGACAGACAACGAGGGUACUCUCCCUCGUUCAGUAAAGACGAUAUAAAGGAGCCGGUUCGGAAGAUAAACCUGGGUGACCUCGAUUACAUCGAACCACCGCUUCCACGGGUGUCAACGACCCCGGAUUUGGUACCCAGCAGCUGCGACAGUCUGCCGCAGAACAUCCCUGUGUUGAACUCCCAACCGAGCACGGCAACACGGGUGCCACAGACGCACCCGGUGUUAAGGCCAUCUGUGAAAGUUGCAAGGGCAGCUGACACCCUGAUGGAGCCCAGAUCGAUGGCAAGGCAACAUGAAGCGGCACCAGCAACUAACGAUCCGGCGAGCACUAAUGCCCGGAAGCCUGACAUGCCCACCAAUCUGCCCGGUCGCAUGCCCUCACCUAACACCCGAAGGCCACCUGUCGCCAAGGUACCCUCGACGGGAAAUCUGCUCACAGCACAAGCUGACGAUGUUUUAGUAAGUACUAUAGUUAAAGAAGCGCCCGCCGUCGAAAGGGAGGAAAGGAAAACAGAGCAGCCGACAGCGCCAGUGGCGGACAGCCUCGACGACAGGCCCCUAGAAACGAACAAAUAUGCCAACGACGACCAGAUGUCGGCUAAAGAGAGGUGGUUCCAGAGUCUAAAAAGUUUGGCUAAGGCUGAAGCAACAUACGAGGGUGUACGCGCCUUGUCUAAAGGCGCAGCUGCCGCUGGUAACGCCAAAAACGAUGCGAAUAAUGCUGCAGAACAACAGCAUGAGAGAGGGGAGGGUUUGACACAGGUCCUACGCAGCUCACCACCGGCAGGCCCAGCAGAUAUCAAGGUCGUGAAGAUAGCAUCGCCUACAAAGGCCAAAGAUGACAUUAAACCAGAUAAACCGAGCACAGCCUUCUUCAAGAAGAUAUUUAAUCAACGCAAACCACGGUAA
Molecule: messenger RNA, 2322 nt
Organism: Babesia ovata
Lineage: Eukaryota; Apicomplexa; Aconoidasida; Piroplasmida; Babesiidae
Exons: 1
Coding region: 1-2322 (773 amino acids)
Source: RefSeq, a predicted model, not a curated record